Messenger RNA from Candidula unifasciata, 624 nucleotides. The record is from the annotation of a GenBank genome assembly. Lineage: Eukaryota; Metazoa; Mollusca; Gastropoda; Stylommatophora; Geomitridae.
AUGCAUCUCUCAUACACUGCCAACAGAUUUUUAAAUAAACUGUCAAUGCAUCUCUCAUUCACUGCCAACAGAUUUUUAUAUAAACUGUCAAUGCAUCUCUCAUUCACUGCCACCAGAUUUUUAUAUAAACUGUCAAUGCAUCUCUCAUUCACUGCCAACCGAUUUUUAUAUAAACUGUCAAUGCAUCUCUCAUUCACUGCCAACAGAUUUUUACAUAAACUGUCAAUGCAUCUCUCAUACACUGCCAACAGAUUUUUAUAUAAACUGUCAAUGCAUCUCUCAUACACUGCCAACAGAUUUUUAUAUAAACUGUCAAUGCAUCUCUCAUUCACUGCCACCAGAUUUUUAUAUAAACUGUCAAUGCAUCUCUCAUUCACUGCCAACCGAUUUUUAUAUAAACUGUCAAUGCAUCUCUCAUUCACUGCCAACAGAUUUUUACAUAAACUGUCAAUGCAUCUCUCAUACACUGCCAACAGAUUUUUAUAUAAACUGUCAAUGCAUCUCUCAUACACUGCCAACAGAUUUUUAUAUAAACUGUCAAUGCAUCUCUCAUACACUGCCAACAGAUUUUUAUAUAAACUGUCAAUGCAUCUCUCAUUCACUGCCAACAGAUUUUUUAUAUAA